This is a messenger RNA of Trichomonas vaginalis G3, 585 nucleotides long. RefSeq lists its product as uncharacterized. The transcript has a single exon. The coding region runs from base 1 to 585 and encodes 194 amino acids. Lineage: Eukaryota; Parabasalia; Trichomonadida; Trichomonadidae. The record is from RefSeq and is a predicted model, not a curated record.
AUGAAACUUAUAGUUUGCAAUGAACUUCAAAGUAUAGAUACAACAAAAGUUUUGAACUCAGAUGCUUUGAAGAGUCUUAUAACAGACAAAGUUGGAGUUGUUGAAAGAAAGUAUAAAGACCAAAGAGUUUGUGAAAAUGUUGCAAACUUCAUUAUGGUUUCAAACAAUGCUGUUCCGAUGAAGUUAGAAAGUUCUGACAGAAGAUAUGUAGUUGUCAGAACGUCAGAUUCUCAUAUGCAAGAUACAGAAUAUUUUGACGACUUAGCAGAAACUUUGACAUCUGACUUUUACAACCACUUGUUCUCAUAUUUCAUGACAUUAGAUAUUUCUAAGUUCAAUCCAAGACAAAUUCCACAUACCGAAGAGAGACAAACAUUGUUAGAAGCAAACAAGAGUGUAUAUGAACUGUUCGUAGAUGAAACUGACUUUGUGUCAUUAGAUGAAAGGUCUUUAUAUGAUGAUUAUAAACAAUAUUGUCAAGAAUAUGGUUAUAUGGCAGCUUCUAAACGUACAUUCUUGGCAAAUGUCAAAAGUCUUUUAGAUGUUCAGAAUGGUGUAUAUACAAAGAAAAUUUUUUCUGAGUAA